Messenger RNA from Meloidogyne enterolobii, 1030 nucleotides. The record is from the annotation of a GenBank genome assembly. Lineage: Eukaryota; Metazoa; Nematoda; Chromadorea; Rhabditida; Meloidogynidae.
AUGAAGCAACUUUUUUACGGGGCUCAACAACACCAACAACCUCCUCAAAUUGGGGCAUCAAAUAAUUUAAAAGACGCCCAACAACGUGCUGUUAUGUUUGCUGCAUUACAACAACAACAACAAAGGAAUAACAACAAUUUGCAACAGCAACAACAACAAUCUUCUAUGUUAGCUGCUGAAAUGGAAGCAAUUUGUAAUAUGUUUCAACAACCACAAAAUAAUAAUUCUGCUUCAAUUAACAUUCAACCGCAACAAUUACAAGAAAUGUUGGCUGUGCUAGCUGCUGGCGGGGCGGGACUUUCUCAACAAGAUCAGAGGGUGUUGGAAGAGCAAAUUCGACUUAUCAUUCAAAACCAGCAACAAGCUCAGCAACAGCAGCAACAAAAACAACUGGCUGCCGCCGCUGCUGCUGCAGCAAAACAACAACAAGCAGCCCACGCUCAACAGCAGCAACAACAAAAUGCUCAACAACAGCAAUUAUUUGCUGCUUUAGCUGCUGUUUCUGCUGCAAAUGGAGGAAGUAGUGGACAUGACCAAAUUAUGGCUGCACAACAAAUUGCUCAAAUUGCUUUGCAACAACAGCAGCAACAACAACAACAACAGCCUUCAUCAUCAACCAACAAUAAUAAUAAUUCUGCCUUUUUCCAACAGCAACAACAACAACAAUUUCAGCAACAAUUUUUACAAUUUAUGGCUAUGCAACAACAACAACAACAACAUCAGAAUGUUUCUCUUAUAAACAAUUCUACUUCCAAUAAUCAACAACAAUUAACUCCAGACCAACAACAUUUAUUUCAACAACAAUUAGAAUUGUUAAGAAGGCAACAACAACACAACCAAAAUGUUUCUUCUUCCAAUCCACAAACAUUGCAACAAAGAACCCCUAUACAAGAACAAUCACAAUCUUCUUCUGAACAACGCCGAUGAUUUUUCUUUAAAUUUUUUUUUCGAUUUUUGCUUCACUUUUUUUUAUUUCUCUCAAAAAAUGGGUCUUACAUGAGUUAAUCUAUUUAAAUAUCAAAAAAUUAUU